AUGCAAGGGUACCAAGAACACCAUUCCCAUCCUUCAUAUCUACGAAAACGAAAACCCCACAUAUCUGAUAGCCUGCCUUUUCACAAAGCUUGUGCUUAUCACGCGGAUGUAUUUGGGUCAUUGCGCACCUACAUUGUCGUCUCCAAGUCGAUUAGUACAACUCCAGCCCUUGAAGCUCUCCGAUCUGCUUUAGGCGCUACCAAGAUCGCUGGGAUCCGAUACGGCAUCACAUCUCAUUCACCUUGGGAAGAUGUGUUCGAACUGACGGAAGCCAUACAAGCUGCGGACGCGGAUCUUAUUAUUACUUUAGGUGGUUGUUCUAUAACAGACGCCGUCAAGCUCGCAAGGCUCUUCGUUCCCAAUAACGUGUCAACAGUGUCGGGUGCAGAGAAAUUAUUCGCAAAGAUAAGGGCGGGAGAGUUUGUGGAGCCCGCGGCGAUCCCCGUCAUUAACGUACCAACAACGCUUUCUGGGAGUGAAUUCACAUGUGCUGGCGGUGCGACAGAUUCAAAUACCGGUCAUAAGCUGGUAACGAUGCAUAAGUCCAUGUAUGCCGACGUUGUUAUUCUUGACCCGAGGUUAUCAUUUGGUACUCCGCGGAAAGUGUGGCUAUCCACUGGAGUCCGAGCCAUCGAUCAUUUCAUUGAAGGCCUUUAUGGUAACGCAGCUGCACUUUUCAUCGACAUGCACGAGGAGCUCGGCAUCGAAGUCGACAAAGAUAUCGAGAACAUCAUUGUUAGAGCCCUCGGAAACCUGCUGACAAGCUUGUUGUCAAUCAAGAACAACUGGGACGACGAAAAGGCGAGAUUACGAGCCUUUAUGUCUGUACAGGAAUGUCACCGGGCAGGAUUUAACGGAAUAGGUGCAAGUCAUGGUAUUGGUCAUCAGCUCGGUCCUUUGGGAGUUGGACAUGGCGAAACAAGUUGUAUCAUUCUGCCUUGGGUUUUGCGAUACAACUGGAAUCAUGGUAGCGAGACUCUUCGACGUCGACUUGAGCUGGCGACUGCCACAUUUUGGGAACAGGAGAACGUGGCGGAAUCUCUUCGUUCUGCUGGUCUUAUUAGUCAAGAAGCAGAGCUAUGCGAUGUAGUGGGAACUUACAUCAAUUGUCUUGGUCUACCGAGAACUCUAGGAGAGUUCAGUAUCAAGUAUGAACAUCUUGAGGGGCUAGCUGAAAGUGCUAUGAAAGACUGGUGCACUAAAGUCAACCCGGUCCCAUUGAACAAAGACAGCGUAUUAGAGAUACUGCAUAGUGCAGCGUAA
Bipolaris maydis ATCC 48331 is the source of this 1263-nucleotide messenger RNA. RefSeq lists its product as uncharacterized. Gene Ontology annotation, molecular function: metal ion binding; alcohol dehydrogenase (NAD+) activity. Lineage: Eukaryota; Fungi; Ascomycota; Dothideomycetes; Pleosporales; Pleosporaceae. The record is from RefSeq and is a predicted model, not a curated record. Gene Ontology annotation, cellular component: mitochondrion.